AGUUGUCUUAUUGAUGAGAUAGUUUGUAUUUAUCUGUGAAUUGUUAAUCAUUUUUUCACUUUUAUUAAGGAAUUAAUUUAUUUGUAAACUAUGGGUGAAAACGUUAAAGUGGAAGAGAUUCCGGAAUCUUUGAUUGAUGAUCUAGAUGAAUUUUCUUUGAGCAAAAAGAAAAAGAAAUCUAAAAAAAAAGCUUUCAAUAUCGAUGAUUUUGAAAAGACUUAUUCUUCAUCUUCAGCAGUGAUUGGUGAUGGUGAAGGUUCUGGUGAACAGGUUGUUUCAAAUGAUUCAGGAAUCGUUACCGGUGGUGGUGGUGGUGGUGAAGGUGUUGAUACUGAGGCUGUCGAUGAAGAUGAUGAUUUUGAAUUGAAUCUUCCUAAAACCAAACCUAAAAAGAUUAAAUUUGUGGACGAUGAUUUAUUAAACGAUGGUGAUCAGGGUGAUAAAGAUGAACCUGGGGUUUAUAUUGAAGAAAAUUCGGCUCGAGAUGCUGUUGGUAUCACUGCUUCGGUUGACGCUUCUUGGGCCAAUACAGAUCGUGAUUAUCUAUAUGAAGAGCUAUUAGCUAGAGCUUUUUACAUUAUCAAGGAGAAAAAUCCUGACAUUAUUUCCGGAGAAAAGAAAAGACUUGUCAUGAGGCCUCCUCAAAUAUUAAGAGUGGGUACUAAGAAGACUUCUUUUGCCAAUUUCCUGGAUAUUUGUAAAUCUUUACACCGUCAACCAAAACAUCUUCAAGCUUUCUUAUUAGCUGAAUUAGGAACCAGUGGAUCUGUCGAUGCGAACAAUCAAUUGAUUAUUAAAGGUCGUUUCCAACAAAAACAAAUUGAAAAUGUGCUUAGGAGAUAUAUAAAGGAAUAUGUUGCUUGUCAAACAUGUAGAUCACCUGAUACCGUCUUACAAAAAGACACUAGAUUAUUUUUCCUUCAAUGUGAAACUUGCGGAAGUAGACGAUCAGUUACAUCAAUUAAAAGUGGUUUCCAAGCCGUUACAGGCAAAAGAGCUGCUAUACGUGCUAAAACUGCUUAAAUUUACUCACCAAUAUAUUUGGAUGGAAACGAUUUCACACUUUAUGUUAAACUUGAAUGAAAAUUGGAGUUUACUUGUUAUUUUUGUUAAUGUCAAAGCAAACAAUUUACUUGUCAAAUUAAAUGCAAGAAAUCUGGAAUUAAAACUUGCUUUAAUCACGUAAAUUUUGAAACACGACGGCCCAAUUUAGAAUCCAAUUAUUAUUUUCUGACCAUUUUGUGAUUUAACUGUGUCUCUGUAUUCACAGAAAAUGAAUACACAACACCAAAUGAUACCACAUUAUCUAUCUCAUCACAUUUAUAUAAUCCUAGAAUAAUUAAAUGUAAAUAAAUCACUUUUAAACAACAAUCAACAA
This is a messenger RNA of Panonychus citri (citrus red mite), 1378 nucleotides long. RefSeq names its product eukaryotic translation initiation factor 2 subunit 2-like (gene eIF2beta). Lineage: Eukaryota; Metazoa; Arthropoda; Arachnida; Trombidiformes; Tetranychidae. The transcript has 3 exons. Gene Ontology annotation, biological process: formation of cytoplasmic translation initiation complex; translational initiation; formation of translation preinitiation complex. Bases 91 to 1023 code for a protein of 310 amino acids. Gene Ontology annotation, cellular component: eukaryotic translation initiation factor 2 complex. Gene Ontology annotation, molecular function: translation initiation factor binding; translation initiation factor activity; mRNA binding. The record is from RefSeq and is a predicted model, not a curated record.